AUGACACAUAAUCAGAGGUCAAAUAAACCGCCUGAAACACCACAAACUCACCUCGAAACUCCGUCGCGAUUCAGUCUUCCAUCAACCGCAAGAAUCUCCAAAAACACUAUUUCGAAACGAACGGCAUCUCCUCGCGUAUCGGCGUCAAAACAUCCCCGGAAGAAAGCCCCUCUAUUCGGUUCACACGCUCAGUCAACCCUUACACAGAUCGAUUUCGUGACACAGACAACACAGCCGGACGACCAAGAAGAACUUCAAUACCUCGAUGGCGACGAAAGGCCGAAUACCAAACACAAUGAGUCGAAAACGUUGAACGAGAAUUCCGAUGAUGAUACCGAAUACAAGCCUCCACUGCAGGCUAGGUCAGCCCGUUCGACCUUCGAAUCAAAUGAUGAUCACCCCAAAAGGCGUCGAAAAAGCGCCACGCAAAGCAGCAAAAUGACGGCCCGGGGUGAGAGCAUACGCAAGAGUCAGACACCUAGAGCUAGUGCUGGACCAAAGGGCAAGCGAAAGUCCACCGAAAAAUCCGAUAACAAGACCUUGACGCAAAUGCACUUCGUACGACGGUUUAUCCCGAUUGUUGACGAUGAUGACGACGUGAAUUUGGGAUAUCUGUCUACGGAACAUUCAGUCGAGAAGAUCCCGAAGGGACUCGAGAGCAAGAAUCCGAGGAUCAAGGAAAGACUUACUCCCACUUCUGUUAAGCGUACCCGCCGAGCAUUGGAGGCAGAAUUGGAUCUUUCCACAGGAGAACCAAUAUCAGAUCCAGGAACCAGUCAGGCGGCGGAAAAUGGAAGUGUCUCACAUGAGAAAUCAAAUCCUAAAAGCCCAAUGACACCGCGUCAUCCAAAAUUCGAGGUGCCAUCCUCUCAAUCACCCGAAAGCCCGGGGCUUGCCAUUAUUACAUCGUCUCAAUUUCGCAGUGCGACUCGCUCUCCAUUAAAACGGAAAUCCCCUAACUCCGCACAUUAUUCCCAAAAUCGCGUCAAGGGAGAGCCUGCAAAAUCUCCACAACUAGCGAAAGACCAUCAAUGUCAGGUAUCCUCAUCUCCUGGGAAAACUCCUAGAGCUAGCCUACCUCGAGGGUUGACGACAUCAACUCAGAAUCCUGCAACAUUUGCUGAAGAGCUAGCAUUGUGCGGAGCAUCGGAUGAAUCGACGAAUCAAAGAUCGAAUGAUCAGGAACCACCGCGUACUCAGGGAGAGAGAACAGUGGUGUAUGAGACUGAUGCCGAAACCAACCAAAGCGAUUCUGAGUAUGACUUGAACGAAAUUCCUGGGACACCAUCUAGAGUGCAAGAAUCUCAAGUCGAAAAUACACAUGAGCAAGAUCAGAACUCAGAGCCAUUGUUCGACGACGAGUCGCAAGAGCUUCCUUUGCCUGGGGAUGGAUUUUCUAGUAAUUUGGAUGAUGGCCCACAAUCAGAAGCCCCAAUGUCAGAUGCUUCUCUUUAUUAUCAAAGGUUGCCAGCUACCCAAUUUCCUCACGAACCUAUACCGACACUCAACACCCAAAAACUCUCCGAGCUAUUCCCAAGCGAGGGAGCCACACAAUACACCAAGUUUGGAUCUGGAUCUGCACAUAAGCCAGACCUCUCAUAUCAAAAAUUCCCUGGCCCUUUCUUGCAAAGUCAGACACAAAGUCAAGAAGGAGAAGAGCCUGAGAUUGUACCAGAGUCGUCUCCGGCGCGAGAACAGGAUGUCACGACGGAAGCAAGUCAGGUCGUGUUUCAACGCCCUCAUGUUCCGGCGUCAAUUGUUCAAGUUGAAUCCUCUCAGCCUGUUGAACGAGGCGAUGAUGCUGGUGCUGGCAGACUUCUAUCGCGUAGUCAACUUUUGACUUCGAGCGUCAUGGAGAGUGUUCCAUUGCCUAAUUUCUGGAUGGGCAGUCAGGAUAGUGUGGGAGAACCCUACAGUAUUUAG
Molecule: messenger RNA, 1923 nt
Organism: Penicillium malachiteum
Lineage: Eukaryota; Fungi; Ascomycota; Eurotiomycetes; Eurotiales; Aspergillaceae
Exons: 1
Coding region: 1-1923 (640 amino acids)
Source: RefSeq, a predicted model, not a curated record